Messenger RNA from Naegleria lovaniensis, 1563 nucleotides. RefSeq lists its product as uncharacterized. Gene Ontology annotation, biological process: double-strand break repair. Bases 1 to 1563 code for a protein of 520 amino acids. The transcript has a single exon. Lineage: Eukaryota; Heterolobosea; Eutetramitea; Acrasida; Naegleriidae. Gene Ontology annotation, cellular component: PML body; cytoplasm. The record is from RefSeq and is a predicted model, not a curated record. Gene Ontology annotation, molecular function: single-stranded DNA binding; 5'-tyrosyl-DNA phosphodiesterase activity.
AUGACUCAAUCUCACUCACAGAGUUUUCUCCCCCAGACGUGUCAUCCAUUGAAAAUUGCCAAAUUCGUUACUACUUCUAAUCGGAAGGAAUGGAAAGUUUAUGAAAAUCGUUGGGAAGCGUUACAAUAUGAAGAGAAGAAUAACAAUUCCGAAUCGGAAGAAUGGAUAUCCAUACUUUCAAAAAUCAUUCCAUCGGAACAGUAUCUAUUUCAUCAUCAUCAGGAUCAUGUGGGUUCUUCUUCUUCUCAAGAAGAUCAUUCUUUGGGUUUAAAAAUUGGAACGUUUAACGUCAUGUUUAAUUUAGUACCGUUUUUUAUCAAACCUAUCAUUCGGUCGAGACAACGUUUCGCACACACUGUUCAAUUAUUGAAACAAGAAAAUUUUGAUAUUUUGGUGUUGAAUGAAGUGACUGGAGAUUUUUUGAAAGUGUUGCAACAAGAUGAAUUUUUCAAAACUAAUUACUAUUUUAGUGAUAUUUUUCAAGUUGAAAAUGAUCAACAAUUUCAGAACAAGUUGAAAACGAGUGAUACUUUGAAUGAAUCAUUGGGAAGAAAGAUGGGAAAUUUAAUUCUCUCGAAAUAUGCUCCUGAUUACAUGUAUAUGGAAUUGAAAAUCCAUGAAAGUCGUCCCGUCAUUUAUGCCUUCUUUUCACAUGCUCCCAAAACGCAUCCAUCCAAUAGUACUUCAAGUAUCAAUCUGUCUCCAACUUCACAAUUGUGUGUGAUUGGAGUGCACACAACUGCCACGACAGAAUUUGCACAAAAACGACGACAUGAAUUAUUGGCCAUUGCUUCUCAUCCAUUGCUACAAAGAGCUAUUCACAAUGAUGACCAAGUUUCCAAUCAUGAUUCCAAGAAUAGCUCUAAAUUGGAUGUUAUUUUAAUGGGCGAUUUAAAUUUACAUGAUGAAAAGGAAGAUGUUGUCAUUUCUGACAUGAAUUUUAUUGAUGCUUGGAGUGAAACACGUACUUCGAAAGGUUACACAUUUGAUUCGAGUGUGAAUGAUUUGGUACGAUGGAUGUUUUAUGGAAUGGAAAUUCGAAGAAUGAGAUUGGAUCGUAUUUUAAUACACAGAUCAAGUUUGUGUGUACCGGCUUGCAAGGUCAAAAUAUUUGCUAAUCGUCCGUUACGGGAGUUGUUACUUAAUAAUACGGAAAGGAAUGUUCAACCAAAAGCUUUAUUGAAUCAUAAUUACAACAAUAUUCAACAUCACCAGACAAAGUGGAAAGUACCGUUAUGGUGGAAGAUAAUUAGGUUCUGUUUAACCACUUCCACCUUAAUGAAGGUAGACUCUGGGUAUGAUUACUUGUUUGCUUCGGAUCAUUUUGGAUUGAAAAUGAGAAUUGUUCGAUGUGAUCAUGAGCAUGAGGGAAAUGAGUUGAAACGACAAGUAUUGGCAAGCCAAAACAAUUAUUGUGAUUUUGAUGAAACCAGUGGAGUGGAUGAAAAUGAUCAUGACGGAAUGGAGAAUGGAGCGCCUUUUUCAAAUCAUCGGUCUCGAGUGGUUGUGGCAAGCCUCAUCCUUUUGGGGUUGGCCUUGUUGCUUGUGAAAUGUAUCUUGUAA